AGACGGACCUCAUCGGAGGGGAACCGUAGUAUCCAAGUGCCCACUAUCAGCAUAACGGGCCCCCGGUUUGAGAGCUGUACGGACUCGGAGAGCAGUUCCUCCCGGUUCGGGGCCUUAGACGACGAAGUGUUUUACUGUGCGGCCAAUCACGAGGACGGCCACAAGUCGGCCCAUUAUCUCCAGAAAAGUCUAUUGAAUUCAACGCUUCUGAGGGAGACUUUCGGUAAUUUACAGACCUAUUUGGAUCACAUCAACAAUCAGACUACCAGUCCGUUGGAGUCGCACGACAUGAGACGACUGAAACUGUUGAAGAUUAAGAUCGAGAAGUGUUUGAUUUGUGAACAAACGGUCUAUUUUAGGGGAUUUCAAUGCCUUAAAUGCGGUCUAAUCGGACACCGAAAGUGCAUUAGAUAUUUGGUGAUCCGGUGCCCAAACAGCGGUCUGCCAUCCAAAGUGCCGGUGUUUGGCGUAGGGCUGGACGAGUGCGUGGGAGGAGUGCCUCAAGUGAUGCACACAUGCAUUAGUGAACUCGAGAGACGGCCGUUCAGUAAAUUAAAAGGCAUUUACAGAGCGAACGGCGACCCGACGCGAGUGUCGCUAAUUUGCGCCAGUUUUCAAUGCGGGCCACAAUUUAUUGAUCUCAGAUAUUGUAGUCAUAACGACAUCACAGAUGUUCUCAAAAUAUAUUUGAAUAAACUGCCGAAGCCAUUGGUGGGUCCGGAGCUACAGUUGGAGCUGAUCCGGAUCGCCAAGGAGUGGCCCCAGCGGAAGGUGCCCUACACUAAGUCCGGGGUUAUUAUCAUAAUAUUCGAGUUGCGAGAAGUGGUCAAUCACUUGCCGCCCAAUCACUUCCUUGUCUUAUCAUAUCUGAUGCAUCACUUGAAGAGAUUAUCUCUCCAUAAGAGGGAAGUCGAGACUAAUGAGUCGACUCUAGCCGUACAGUUCACCGCAAUUAUAUUCAAACCCAUGGAAUCGGCGAAUGUUGAGCUCACAUACAGUGCCAUACAAAAGAUCAGAGCCAUUGAAUUAAUGAUAACAAAUGCCACCGAAGUGUUUGGACCGCAGCCUAACGUUAGAUUACAAUUGACGGGAAAAUUGAGUUUGAAAUGAAAAUAAUGAGACCAAACCUGACGAGACAUCUCACUGAAGGCACAACUGUUUGAUAUGUUAUUUAUAUUUGUAUGAAAUGAUUGUUUUCUAUUAGACUAAGAAAACAUAUUUUUCCUAAUCCUUAUCCUCAUAAUAACUUAUAUUGUAUA
Molecule: messenger RNA, 1259 nt
Organism: Oppiella nova
Lineage: Eukaryota; Metazoa; Arthropoda; Arachnida; Sarcoptiformes; Oppiidae
Source: the annotation of a GenBank genome assembly